This is a messenger RNA of Bombina bombina (fire-bellied toad), 1991 nucleotides long. It is a transcript of the gene MMP25, whose product is annotated as matrix metallopeptidase 25. Lineage: Eukaryota; Metazoa; Chordata; Amphibia; Anura; Bombinatoridae. The record is from RefSeq and is a predicted model, not a curated record. Gene Ontology annotation, molecular function: metalloendopeptidase activity; zinc ion binding. Bases 15 to 1661 code for a protein of 548 amino acids. The transcript has 10 exons. Gene Ontology annotation, cellular component: extracellular matrix. Gene Ontology annotation, biological process: extracellular matrix organization; collagen catabolic process; proteolysis.
ACAGCUGGGCUGACAUGCUGCCUUCUCUGUGGAUACUGAUGGGGAGCCUGGUCCUGGCAGGAUGCAGACCCAACUCAAGGGACAUCAGCAAAGGCGUGGACUGGCUCGCGAGAUACGGGUACCUUCCAGCACCAGACCCUUAUUCGGCUCAGCAGAGGACAAAAGAGGGUCUGCAGGAGGCUGUGAGAACAAUGCAGAGAUUUGCUGGCCUGAGAGAAACUGGAGAGCUGGAUGAUGAGACCAUCAGAAUGAUGCAGAAACCUCGUUGCUCACUUCCUGACAUUAUACUGAGACCAGAAUUUAUGGGGCGCCGCAGGAAGAGAUACGUACUGAGCGGCUCUGUGUGGCCAAAGAAGAAGCUGACAUGGAGGGUGGACAGUUUCCCUGUCUCUCUCACACAAGACCUCACCCGAGCAUUGCUCAGCAGAGCUCUAUUUGUGUGGGGCCAGGAGACCCAGCUCAGCUUCUCAGAGACCAGUGGUGAAGCUGACCUGCGUGUGGGCUUUGUGGAUGGUUCCCAUGGAGAUGGAUAUCCAUUUGAUGGUCCUGGGGGAACACUUGGCCAUGCCUUCUACCCAGGUGGACCCAGUUCUGGAGACACACACAUGGAUGCUGACGAGUCCUGGACAUAUAAUGAUGACAAGGGCACAGACCUCUUUGCUGUGGCAGUUCAUGAAUUUGGGCACAGCCUUGGUCUGUCUCAUUCCUCAGCUGAGAAUUCUAUCAUGAUGCCUUAUUACCAGGGUACUGUGGGGGAUCCUGGACGCUACAGAUUGCCCCCUGAUGAUGUGAUGGGUAUCCAGACUCUGUACGGUAAAAAGGUUUCAUCUCCUGAAGCAAAGCCACCUCAUCCAAUACCAACCCAUUAUAUUCCUCCACGUGGGCCCACAUACCAGCCACGGUUACCAUUCCCAGACCGCUGCACCACUCAUUUCGAUGCCAUUGCUAAUAUCCGUGGGGAGGUUUUUUUCUUUAAAAACAGGUUCUUCUGGAGAGUUCAGUCUACCAGGCAGUUAGUUUCCCUUGCUCCGGCCCACCUUCAUCGAUUUUGGCUGGGGCUCCCGUCGGACUUACCGAAAGUGGAUGCUGUGUAUGAGCGAAUUAAUGACAGCAAGAUAAUAUUCAUCUCAGGGAGUCGGUAUUGGGUGUUUAAAGACACCCUGGUGGAGCCGGGAUACCCACGAGCACUUACAGAUUUUGGACUGAAUACCGAUAGCAUAGAUGGUGCUUUUGUUUGGCCAGGAAACAAGAAAACGUAUUUCUUCCGCAACAAUCAGUUUUGGAGAUUAGAUGAGAAGACUGGAAGACCAGACUCAGGAUACCCAAAGAAUGGCGAGCUCUGGAAAGGAGUGCCCCCUAAUGUAGAUGAUGUCAUAAGCUGGACAAAUGACACCACCUAUUUCUUCAAGGCAUCGCAGUACUGGAAGUUUAGAAAAGGUAGUUUUGACGCAGAGCCAGGAUAUCCUCGCAGCACAGCGCUCAACUGGAUGUACUGCCCAAUGGAAAGCCCCAAUACGCCCACUUAUGCCCCGGAGGGACGAGGGCAAAGGGACUGCAUUUGUAAAUGUAAUGUAGAAAAUUCAGCAACACAAAAUGACGCAGCUUUGAGCAAGUGGCUCAUUCUCCACCUUCUUCUGCACAUUCUUUGGCGUCUCAGCUGAUGUUGGACAUUGUGGGACAGUAGAUGCAGGUGCCGCAGGCAAGAUACCGUGCUCAUGUAGCUCCCUUAUGGAAUAAGAGUAUAAGCAAUGCAUGUGGGGUCUGGGGCCCUUUUCCCCCAGUAACACACAGGGGUACGAGCAAGUGAUGCAACUGAAGGCAGAGCGAUGGGAAACAGAAGAAAUGACAAAGCCCAACAGUCUAUAUUGCUACAAUCCAACAUCAUCCGACCAGCCACGUGGGUUUGCCCGAUCUUUUAUUGACAGAAAGAUUUUUUUUUUUGCUGUACAGAUUACAAAAACAAAAAAAAUAAAACACAAAAAACCCAAGAA